UACACCUACUGUUUUCUUGAAUGGGGACCUGGUUUCUCAUGAAAGCUGAACAAAACUUGCCCUUUGCCCAAACCCUCUCUGGAUAGCAUUCCUGGGAGUGGCUCGUGUAUUGAGAGGUGUUGGUCUGCAUUUGUCAGAAAGGGGUGAAGGGCAGCCAUGCAGAGAAUUCCUGCCGAGAUGAGACGCGUAGCUGACAUGUCGUAGCUGACAUGUUUGGGAUUUCUUUUUUUUUUGUUUGUAUUUUCAACAGAGGAGCUAAUGUAUAUUAACAAUGUAAUUUUUUUGGGGUCUACUUAUCUAUAUAAUAAUUCAGUGUUGACUACUGUCUAAAUGUAUCAGCAAAAAUUAAAAAAUGUAAGUUUUCUGACCUUACCAUUGAUCUAUCUUGUAUCUGUCUAUCUAUCAUCUGUCUGUCUCUCUGUCUGUCUGUCUGUCUGUCUUUCUGUCUGUCUAUCUAUCUUCAUUUUGAAACAAGGCCUUACUGUGUAGCCCUGUCAAGGCCUAGAACUCACUGUGUUGACCUGUCCUCCUCUAGGCCAGCCUCCUGCCUCUGCUGCCCCAGUGCUGGGAUUAUAGGCACUCACCAGCUACUUUGCUUCACUUUUAACUGAAUAAUACCUUAAGGAUAUUUUUGAAUCUCAACAUUUACUUAAAAAUCCUUUUGCUUCCUUGUUGAUAAAUAAUAGAGUUGGGAGACUUUCCAAGACGUCUGGAGUCUUUGUUUGGCUCUCUGUUUACAUUUGCCUCAAGUUUCGAUUUUGACUGAUAAACCUGUGACCCAAAUCCAGACCUCAGCCAAAUUUAGUUUCAGCUUAACCACAUUAAAAUGCCUGGUGUCAUGUGACUUCGAGCAGAAACCAAAGCGGUAUUUUAUUUGUUUAUUUUUUGUGAGAGCUUUGCCUCUGUGUGUGUGUGUUUGAGUGCACACGCACACACACACACACACACACACACACACACACACACGCAUAUGGAUGCCAGAGGUCAACCUCUGGUGGUAUUCCUCAGUCCCUCUCUACCUUGCUUUUUGAGGUAGGGUUUCUCUACAGGAAUUCAUCUGUUUGCAUCUGCCCGGCACUGAUGUGGCUAGCACUCCAUGUUUGGCUUUUUACAUGGCUUUGGAGCUUGAACUCAGGUUCUCAUGUUUACCAAAUGAACUGACUUCACUCCCCUCUUUUGUGUGUGUGGUGUGAUCCUGGGGAUUGAACCCAAGGUGUCAUACAUGAAAGGCAAGUGCCCUACCACUGAGCUAUAUCCCUAAUCCUUUCUCAUUCUGUUUUGAGGCAUGACUUCUGUAAAUAGCCCAGGCUGGCCUUGAACCUGCUAUGUAGACAAAACUGACUUGAAACUCGACAUCCUCCUAACUCAGCCUCCUGAGUGGCUUCGAUGACAGGCACACAACACAAUGCCUGGCUAGUGCUAGGAUUCAUGACGUGUGAGCACAUGAAUGCUCACAUGCUCACAUUAGAUGCACAUGUUUUACUGUGUAUCACUGUCCAAAGUCUGCAAUCUCUGAAAGGUUAUUAUUGAUAUCUGGUCAGCGUUAGUUAAGUGUGGAGUUAGCGUAGUAAUUCAGAGGGCAGUUGUUGGUUUCCAGGUCACAGCUUUCAUCAGCUGCCAACAUCGUAUCUCUAGAGGGCUUAGAGUUAUACAUACAGCAGCUACAUUUACGUACAUAUAUAGUAAAGAGUUUCAGUAAAGGCCUUGUCUUCCUAUGAUUUGAUAGUAGCAAUUUGAGCAUGUUCACAAAAUGACUGCUGCUAUUUUCUUAGGGUACAUCCUUUGUUUUCCUGGUUUUGGUCUCUUCUGUCAUAGGAUGGCAUUAGGUCUGUGUCUGCAGGUGCUGUGCAGCCUGGGUGGCUGGCUCUCACUCUAUGCAUCUUUCUGCCGCCUGAAUAAGCACCGAAGCUAUGAGUGGAGCUGCCGGCUGGUGACCUUCACCCAUGGAGUCCUCUCUAUAGGCCUGUCUGCUUAUAUUGGCUUCAUUGAUGGCCCUUGGCCUUUUACCCACCCAGGCUCUCCGAACACACCCCUCCAAGUUCAUGUUCUGUGUCUUACCUUGGGCUACUUCAUCUUCGACUUGGCCUGGUGCAUCUAUUUCCAGUCUGAGGGGACCCUGAUGCUGGCUCAUCACACACUGAGCAUCUUGGGAAUCAUCAUGGCCUUAGUGCUUGGGGAGUCGGGAACAGAGGUCAACGCAGUUCUCUUUGGAAGUGAGAUCACCAACCCACUGCUCCAGCUGCGCUGGUUUCUCCGAGAGACAGGUCACUACCACAGUUUCACUGGGGAUGUGGUGGACUUCCUCUUUGUGGCUCUGUUCACUGGUGUGAGGAUUGGUGUAGGCACUCAUCUCCUCGUCUGUGAAAUGGUUUCACCCACACCCAAGUGGUUUGUGAAGGUUGGGGGGGUAGCGAUGUAUGCUGUGUCUUGGUGCUUUAUGGUUAGUAUCUGGCGCUUUGCAUGGAAGAAGAGCAUCAAGAAGUAUCAUGCAUGGAGAAGCAGGCAGAAUGAGGAGCGACAAGUAAGACAUAAUGGGCAUCUCAAGACACACUAGCCAAGGCCUGCUCCCAGUGAAUGGGUUGGGUUGAACUGGCCGUGGGGCCAGGGUCAGAAACAGAACUGAGCUUAUAGUGCUGAAGAAGUGAGCUAAUAGUGCGCUUAGGUUUUGAAAAAGGGCUAAAUGAACCCAUCACAUCAGUCAGUUUCCAAGCUAAGCAUAUGCAGUAUUGAAACACUCACUCCUGCAGUGGUAUUUGCACAUCCGCAGUGGUGACUGACAUUGCCUCCAUGCUGACUGGCAAGUGGGUAAAACUGUAUAGUGAGGGCCAUUGUCACCUGUUUUGGGGUCCCCAUGUUCAUGGGAGGCCUGAUAAUCAGACAGCUUUUGAAAAGGACUUGAGUCAAAUUAGUGCUGUUUCUUGCCCUUUUGGAAAUAACUCCAUCCUCACACUUACUCCUGAUUUCCAUGAGACAUUUUAAGUACGUUCACCCCAUGUGCUAUAAAGGGAGGAACUCUCCGGAAGGGACAUGCAUUAGGUAUCCAAGUAUCUGUGAAUGGGAUCUGUUAUGCAGAGAGGGACAGAAGAAUGGGAGUGAAACUAGAAAUGGCAGAGACUCCCCGCUGAGCCUCUCUACACUGACUGUGUCAGAGGUUCCCAAGGAUAUCCUUGGUUUCCAUGAUUCAUCAAGACGACUCAGGGCUUAGCCUACAGUCUCACAGCUUUGAUCUGUGACAAUGACAGGAAACAGAGACGACUCAGCAAAGGGAAGAGGAACCUUUGUCAAAGCUCAUGGAAUCUAAGCAUAAGUUUCUAAAGUCUCCUGCUUGGAUAUGCAGGAGUGAUUCAUGACAACACACAUCAAAGUCAUCAAAGACGUGGUGUCCAGAGCUUUUGCUGUCAAUAGGUCCUGUAAGCUCAUUCUAAGUAACACAAGGCAAAUUUCAGGUUUUCCCGAAGCAGGCAUUCAGCGUAAGCCAUAUUGUUUCAGAAACAGUUUGGGAGCCAUGAGGCAAUCCUAACAGUUUCUGUGGGAGCCCUCUCCAAGUUGAAGUUCCUAGGUGCCAGCCAAGGGCUAACAUUGCAAGCAGGCCUCUGCAAGGAUAGCAGUUCAGGAUUGCUAUGUUAACUCUUGUGUGCACAAAAACUGUAGAGCUAGUGCUUUGGAUGCAAGAUGAACGAGGUUUGGGUAGAUUUAGAUUUACUUGGUCCUGUUGUACGGGUUCUGCCCUACCAGGAAAAGUAUGCCAGUUCUCAGGGCUUUUGUGAAUUAAUCUGCGAGGCAUGAGAGGCGAUGGCUAAAUUCCAUGGGGAUUUACCAUGUGGAUUCCACUGUACUUGAGAUGGAGUUCAGGUUUCAGCUCCUGGUACAUACUGCAAACUAGAACCAAAGAUUUCAAUGUAUGUAUUGGCCUCAGGGUAAUGAGGCUAUUUCCUUCCUUCUUCCCUGCCUUCCUUCCUUCUUCAUCUCCCUCCCUCCUUCCGUUCCUCCCCUCAUUCUUUUCUUUUCUUUGUUUCAGAUACAUUCCCUUUUUAUCACUUUUUCCCCCUCUCCUGAGACAUGGUCUUGCUUAUAUUGUUCAGUCUAGCCUUGAACUCUAUUCUCCUGCUUAAGCCUCCUCAGUGCUAGGAUUACAAUCCUGUGCCACCAUGCCUGGCCGGAAUGUAGGGCUUCAAUGAAAAAAAAAGUAUUACUUGUUUAUGUAUUUGUUAUUUUUACUGUUAUUUAGAUCAAUGGUGAUUGGUUAAUUCAGGUGGUAAGCCAGGGAAUGAUGCUCCUGAAGAUGCAAGGCUGAGUCAGUUCAGCAAGCAGUGUCAGUACCUUCUGUAGUCACUGGCUACACUAACCUAAUGAGUGAAUUUGCAAAUGAUGGCGUUAGCCAUCAUACCAUCAUGAGGGAGAGGCUGGAAACCAGAUAUUCUUCCAAAUGGAAAGGCACUUUAGCAGUGGGACCUUUAAGGUGACUGUUAUAAAGGUAAAGGGAUCGCUUUUGGCUGUUGGGUUUUUGUUUUUUGGACAGGUAGCACCGUGCCUCCUUUUUGUAUGAUUUGUGUCUCAGAUUUGCCAGCAAAUCUUUCCAGCAAAACUGUGGUAGAAUUGGAAACUGGGGAAUGCUGAUUUCAGCAAAAGCAUAGUCAAAAAGAGUGGCUUGGCACACGAGCAUAAAGAAAAAACAAAACAAAACUGGCUUUUGUAUUUUGGCACCAUGCAACCUGCUCCUGACCAGACAAGUGAACAGGCUUAAUCUAAUGCUGGCUGUUUUCUCCCUUUAUCCUCAGAACUAAAGGAUUGUAGAUCUUUGUUUGAAGCAAACUCAAGGGAAUGUCCGUAGGGUUAUUUAUUUAUUUAUUUAUUUUCUUGAUAAUAAGACUCCUGAACUAGUGAGAAAGGGGGAGGAAUUCUUCACUCCUGCUUGUCUUGAUGUUCUAUCUAGUAACUACGAAGAAGUUUCCCUUAGAGACAAAGGUAAAGAUGACUCAGAAGUUGAGGUUGCCUGUUUUUACAACACAAGUGAAUGAAGGGCAGAUUAAUAUGUGAUGCAUCCCCAGACACAAAAGGGAAUACUUACUUGCAUUUGAAUUACUGUGUAAUCAUCACUGAUAUUGCUCAAGAAAGAUUUAUAUUUCAAUACGAUUUGUACUAAAUUUUAUAAAAAUAAAAUAACUUUUAUAAACCCAGAGUCUGCCUUUGUAUCUUUG
Meriones unguiculatus (Mongolian gerbil) is the source of this 5198-nucleotide messenger RNA. RefSeq names its product TLC domain containing 5 (gene Tlcd5). The record is from RefSeq and is a predicted model, not a curated record. Gene Ontology annotation, cellular component: membrane. Bases 1751 to 2554 code for a protein of 267 amino acids. Lineage: Eukaryota; Metazoa; Chordata; Mammalia; Rodentia; Muridae. The transcript is spliced from 2 exons.